This is a messenger RNA of Mangifera indica (mango), 1234 nucleotides long. Its product is annotated as protein XRI1-like. Lineage: Eukaryota; Viridiplantae; Streptophyta; Magnoliopsida; Sapindales; Anacardiaceae. Gene Ontology annotation, biological process: male meiotic nuclear division; female meiotic nuclear division. The transcript has 4 exons. The coding region runs from base 310 to 1125 and encodes 271 amino acids. The record is from RefSeq and is a predicted model, not a curated record.
UUCUCUCAAAACCUACUUUACAUGCAGCAGCACCACCACCAAACAUGGAAUCAUUUCUAUCGCCAUUAUUUAGCACCCCAUUUACCAAACCCCACAUUCAUUUUUAUAUACAAUUGAUGCCAAUGGCGAUUUUUCCAUAUCCCAAUGAACAUUUUUUUUUUUUGAACUUUUGCCCCCUUCUUGCCGUUGACUGAAUCUACUUCUCUUUAAUUCCUUCCCUUUUUUCCCAUGUAAACUUCUACAUAAAUACAACCAUUUUCCUUCAUUCUUCUUCAUAUCAUCAGUACUAGUGAGUGUGAGGUUCACUCCAUGGCUUUUGCUAACUCUAAUUCUCUGAGUUGGGAUCUUCAAACUCUUGGAGUUUUCAAUGCAGACAUGUCGACUUUAGUGAUGGAUCAUGAAGCUGCUUCAUUCUUCUCUCCUCUUCAUCACUCUACGGAUUUCUCAACUGGGUAUUUGGAAGAUGCCUUGGUCGAAUUCAGUGAGCGAUCCAAAAGAAGAAAAUUGCUUUUGUUUAAUGAUGAAGAUGAAACCAAUGGCUCAAAGGACUUUGAAAUGUCCUACUGGAACUGCAACUGGGGCCUCCAUCAUUCUGAGGAUUAUAGUAAUUGCAUGAGCCAAAUAACUAGCAUUAACGGAGUUUCAGAUGAACUGAUGAGCACAAUGAGUGGAAUCAGUAACGAGGAAGCCAACAUGAUCUCAGAAAUCAAAACUCCGGAAGAGGCAACAUCCUCCUUUGAAGCUCUCGACUCAACAUCUUCCUCCUACAAAGACUCAGUCAAAACGAAGUCCCUUUUUGAUCAUGGAGACGCCCCAUUUUCAAAGAUUCCUUCGUUUGCAGUUGAUGAUGAGAGGAGAAAGAAGAGAGUCAAUGUAACAAGAGUCGUGCAUCCAUUUGCAUUGGUGAAGCCAGGAGGAACCGAAGGCGAUGUGACUCUAAACGAUAUUAAUGAGAGGAUUUUGAUGCGGCCAACAAGGCCAGUGAGGCACCCUGUUGGGGAUUUUGCCUGCAGGCCAUGUGUAUCUGCUGACGGUCCAGGCCUUUCUGGGAAAACUGUGGUAGCCCUUACAAGAAUCCAUACUCAAGGAAGAGGCACAAUUACCAUCAUUAGAACCAAAGGUUAAAUAUAAUUAUUCAGUUAAUGUUGUAAUGUAUAUAUACAAGUUAAAGAAGAGGGUCUGUAUGGUUCACUACUUUUACAUAUUAUGAUAGUUACAGCUUUUUCUUAUUGAA